AUGAGCGACUGGGCCUGCUCAGUCUGCCAGAAGGCCGUGCCGCUCCCUGCCCUCAUCUGCACCAUGUGCACCGAGACCCCGACCUACGACUGCGACACCAAAUGCCGCGACCGCCAUCAGACCCGCCAAAUCGUCUACCGUACUGGCGCCUUGCGUCAGGGCAUCUUCUACGCGUUCCGGGAAGUCGCUUUCGACAUCAAGAUCAAGAAGGUCGAGAAGAUCGGCGGCAAACUGCACGUCUACGAAGAUUCGUACACCGAUGACAAGAAUGACGGGCCCCUGUACCGGUUCCCUGCACAUAUGCUCCCCGACGACGAAGACAAGGCGAAGCUGCUCGUCUUCUCUGCUUGCAAUGACGCCUUUGCGUACACUUUCGAGCUGGCGGCGACGCUCCUGCGAGACAUCAGCGCCACGAUCGAAGAAGUCAACAUCGACAACGUGAACCGCAACGACACCAUCGUCAAGUACGUCUCGACUGGAAUAGUUGACGGGACGCCAUACGGCCACAACGCGAUCAUCGUGGACAUCAAGCCUGAACUCGGCGGCAAAUCCUACGCCUUCGACCUUGCUGGCGCCCAAAAUGGCCAGUUGCAUGCUGUGGUCCCCUUCGGCGAGUUUGCGAACAAGGGAGGCGAGGUCAUCAGCCAGAUCCAUCCACACGGCUACUUCAGAGACCUCGGCGAGCGGAUUCGACAGGGAAAGCAAAGCAUGCUGGAGACCCGCGAACCCCGCGUCUAUCACGUUCAGCACAACAUUCAUCAGCGCAUGCUCGCGGCUGUCAAAGAGUGGGAGGGCGAGAACAAGACCAGUCUGCGGAAACUCGUGCGUAGCACUUCGAAGGGCUUCAUCGACGGCAAGGCGUCGCUGCUUGCGAGGGUCAGCACCGAGAUGAAGGCGUCUGUCGUCAAGUGGGAGCAGGAGGGACGCCACCUCGAGCCAUUCACUCCUUUGGUUGUGUCAUUCGCCCAGCUCCUUACUGAGAAGGUGGAGGAGUGUACGGUGAAGCCUCAAGGAGGCGGGUCUCGCGCGUAUCGGAGAUUUCAGGCAGACAAGAAGCGGCGCGGUCGUUUUCCGGCGUCCAUGAAGGAGUUCACGACUGCAGAAGGCACGACUUUCAAGUUCUUGUGA
Messenger RNA from Zasmidium cellare ATCC 36951, 1128 nucleotides. RefSeq lists its product as uncharacterized. The transcript is spliced from 2 exons. NCBI's taxonomy places the organism in Eukaryota, Fungi, Ascomycota, Dothideomycetes, Mycosphaerellales, Mycosphaerellaceae. The coding region runs from base 1 to 1128 and encodes 375 amino acids. The record is from RefSeq and is a predicted model, not a curated record.